CUUCUCUGGUUGGUAGGUCUUGCGGUUGGUCUUGGUUCCGCUCGUUCGCUGUUCGCUUCGCUUCGCGCCAAUUGCGUCCGUCAGCCAUAAAAAAAUAAUACCAUUGUUUACAUAUCGGCUAAGCAACAUCGUUUUUCUGUUUUUCCGACCUAAUCAACGACCAAAACGCAUCAAAAAGCAUCUCCUACAGCACCUGUCUCGGAUCUACCGCAGCCAUGGGUCGACCGUCUAGAGGCAAAAGAGCCCUUGCCGACAAAACUAACGUCCGCCGCAAGAGUACGGAGGAAAACCCAAAGAAAGCGUGCGUUUACUCCAGCAAAUUAUCGCCCGAGAAACGCAAAGAGGACACAGAUGUGUAUCAGUUUGAGUUUGACAGCCAGGAGGAACCCAGAGGCAAAAUCAAGAAAAAGCGUGUCAGAACAAAAAAUCCUGCAGUAAAGAGGCUCAAAGCCUCUGCCAAGAUAGGCGUUAAGGGCAAAAAGAGCCCCAAAAAUAACGCUGUAUCUCAUUCCAUCAAACCACCACCGAAAAAUCUGCUUGCAAACAUUGUUAGAUCGAUGCCUUUGAUCCGUCCGAAUUUCCCAGCCCACGUCCCUGCUGCUCUUCGCAAAGAUCAUCAAACUAUUGACAAAGCCAUUGUUGCCCCACCCAAGCUGCUUCCAGUUCGACCUCUACAGCCAACUCCGGAGUCCAGUCCGUCUCUCCCAGCAGUCACAUCAACCCCAAUGAGAUUGGAUAAUAUCAAUGAUUUUGUUCCGCCAAGUCCUCAGCAUUCCUUCACGGAUCGUCCCAUCACCCCUCCUCUGGAAAAUCUCUUUGACGAUGAUGUUCCUCUGGUUGUCUCCACUCAAAGGCCAACUAGAUUUGAUUAUCAAGAGUUGGCGGACGCCCGGGCCAGGGUCAUCAGGACUUCCCUAACCCCGAGAAAUGUUGUUCCUGAGCCUGUAGUAUUCAAUAGAGAUCCUUCUCCAGAACCUCCGAGGAUGAAGCAGACGAGCAUUCUCAGUUUUGUCACUUCUCCAAAUGAGGGCCUGUUCUCCUGUUCAUCUCCGGUGCGUCUGACAAGCCCGGAACCAUGCAGCAUGUUCAGUCCCACCAAAGAUGGUGACUUGGAUCUCACAAAUGUUGAAGUGGGUGAUGAAGAAGAAGAGGAGGAGUUGAUUGAGAAGGUUGAAAAGCAAAAGAGAGUGGAGAGUCCUGCGUGUGCCCCAACACGGAUUUCCGCCAGAGCUUUGAAGGAGGUCCUUGAGGCCAACAAAGAGACCCUUGCCAAGGAGAUGCCACUUUCUCCGAAAAGACACUUCAAUAGGCCGGCUCGAAAAUCCUAUGACAGAUUUUCCAAGAAAAAGGCCUUAGACUUUAUGGAGCUGGAACACGAACAUGAUUGUGAAAGCGACCGUGAGAAUCUCAGCAACAGUGAGGCAGAAUCUGAAGAGGAGAUUGAGGAGAAGAAAAAACUAAAGCCGAAGAAAAAGAGAGUUGAUGCUAAAACUAAGGCUUUCGAAGAGUGGGCCUCAAAGUUCAACAAGGAGCUUGAAGACUAUGAAGAAUUUGAUCUAGCUGUCGAGUAAAUGUAUUCAUUGCUAUUGACUUUCAAUUUUAACAAAUGUAUGUAAGGUAAGGUGCCUUGAAAGUGCAUUUAUUUUAAAAUCUUCAGUGUUAUUAUUUAAUAUUAUAUUUGCUUGUGACAAAGCCUAAUUAUUUUUGUGGAUGCAGGAAUAAAAUGUCAGUUUUUGCUACUUAAGCCACUAAA
This is a messenger RNA of Neocloeon triangulifer, 1753 nucleotides long. RefSeq lists its product as uncharacterized. The record is from RefSeq and is a predicted model, not a curated record. Bases 216 to 1571 code for a protein of 451 amino acids. The transcript is spliced from 4 exons. NCBI's taxonomy places the organism in Eukaryota, Metazoa, Arthropoda, Insecta, Ephemeroptera, Baetidae.